Gossypium raimondii (Peruvian cotton) is the source of this 2009-nucleotide messenger RNA. RefSeq names its product calnexin homolog. The transcript has 6 exons. The coding region runs from base 91 to 1698 and encodes 535 amino acids. Gene Ontology annotation, cellular component: endoplasmic reticulum membrane; endoplasmic reticulum. Gene Ontology annotation, molecular function: calcium ion binding. The record is from RefSeq and is a predicted model, not a curated record. Gene Ontology annotation, biological process: protein folding. NCBI's taxonomy places the organism in Eukaryota, Viridiplantae, Streptophyta, Magnoliopsida, Malvales, Malvaceae.
ACACAAUUGAUGGCAGAUUUAGAUUCAGAUCGAAAAGAAGGGGUAAAAGAACUUCAAUAAUUUGAGUUUAGGUUUUUUAGAUCGAAGAUUAUGGGGCGUUUUGCUCUUCUCCUCUUACUAGCUUUCGCUUCAUUUCAAGCCCUUUGCUUCGCCGCUGAUGAUGAUACGGCCUUUUAUGACUCAUUUGAUGAGCCAUUUGAUGGACGAUGGAUCGUGUCCGAUAAAGAUGAUUACAAAGGUGUAUGGAAACAUUCAAAGAGCGAAGGACAUGAUGACUACGGGCUUCUUGUGAGCGAGAAGGCACGGAAGUAUGCGAUAGUGAAUGAGCUCAAUGAGCCUGUGAGUCUCAAGGAUGGAAGCACUGUGCUUCAGUUUGAGACUCGCUUUCAGAAUGGGCUUGAAUGUGGUGGUGCAUAUUUGAAAUACCUUCGUCCUCAAGAGGCUGGAUGGAAGGCUAAGCUAUUUGACAAUGAAUCCCCUUACUCUAUCAUGUUUGGACCUGACAAAUGUGGAGCCACAAACAAGGUUCACUUCAUCUUGAAGCAUAAGAAUCCUAAAAGUGGGGAAUACGUCGAACAUCAUCUUAAAUACCCACCCUCUGUCCCAUCUGACAAGCUUACUCAUGUGUACACUGCGAUCUUGAAGCCUGACAACGAGGUUAGAAUUCUGAUUGAUGGGGAAGAGAAAAAGAAGGCUAACUUCCUCUCAGCUGAUGAUUUUGAGCCACCACUUAUCCCUGCUAAGACGAUUCCUGAUCCAGACGAUAAGAAACCUGAGGACUGGGAUGAGAGAGCCAAAAUUCCCGACCCAAAUGCUGUAAAGCCGGAUGAUUGGGAUGAGGAUGCUCCCAUGGAAAUUGAAGAUGAGGAGGCUGUGAAACCAGAAGGAUGGUUAGAUGAUGAGCCUGAGGAGAUAGAUGAUCCUGAGGCAACCAAGCCAGAAGAUUGGGAUGAUGAAGAGGACGGUGAGUGGGAAGCCCCCAAAAUUGAUAACCCGAAGUGUGAGACAGCCCCUGGUUGUGGUGAAUGGAAGAGGCCAAUGAAGAUGAAUCCAGCUUACAAGGGAAAAUGGUCUGCUCCACUAAUUGAUAACCCCAAUUACAAGGGUAUUUGGAAGCCUCAAGAGAUUCCAAACCCCGACUACUUUGAGCUUGAUAAGCCUGACUUUGAGCCUAUUGCUGCUGUUGGUAUUGAGAUUUGGACAAUGCAAGAUGGCAUAUUGUUUGACAAUAUUUUGAUUGCCAAAAAUGACAAGGUUGCUGAGUCAUAUAGGGAGACCACAUGGAAGCCUAAGUUUGAGGUUGAGAAAGAAAAACAGAAGGCUGAGGAUGAGUCCACUGAUUCAGAUGGACUUUCAGGCGUCCAGAAGAAGGUCUUUGAUGUCCUUUACAAGGUUGCUGAUAUUCCUUUCUUAAGUGAAUACAAGCUUCAAAUCCUUGAUCUCAUUGAGAAGGCUGAGAAACAGCCAAACAUCACCAUUGGUGUCAUCGUCUCCAUUUUGGUGAUUAUCCUCACAGUUCUCUUCAGACUUCUUUUCGGUGGCAAGAAGCAACCAAAAGUAGAGAAGAAUCCGGAGGUUGCUGAGACAUCAAACAAUCAAUCAACCAGUGGAGAAAAGGCUGAAGAAGAAGAAGAAGAAGAAGAAGAAGAGAAAGAAGGAACCGCUGCUGCUCCUCGCAGAAGGAGGCGUGACACUUAAAACAGAGGUGAAUGGUGAUAAUAUGUUUUUAGUAUGGGAAAAUUUUUGGGCUUUAGAAGUGGUCUUCAUAGCUGAAACAUUCAUGGUACCUGGUGAUUUUUGUUUUUUUUUAGUUUUACUUGAUGAAACAUUAUUAGAUUGUAUUAAUUGAAGAGUGUAAACAGAGACAAUUUUUCAUGUCAUGUGCCUCAAAAGCAAAAACCAAGUAGAGGGAGUUGAAGUUUAUGGUAUGAUGGUGUUGAAACCCCCAACCUUAAUGGAUAUGCUGGAACUUGUAGAAUUUUGUUAUAACUAGUCAGAAAAGUUUCAUA